UUUCUCCCGAUCUCGCCGCCGCCGCCGCCGCCGCCGCCGCCGUUAGCAGAGCCCCACGCCUGAGCGUCGGCCAUGGCCAUCGGAUCCCUCAUCGCCUCGAGGCUGGCCGGGUCCGCCCGCCACGCCGUCGCCUCCGCCGUCUCUCAGUCUCAGGCGCCGGUGGCCCGUCACGCGGCGGCGUCUCCCCUGCUCUCCAGGCUCGGAGGAGUGGCCCGUGCGUUCAGCUCAAAGCCUGCCUCCGCGGAUGUUAUUGGGAUCGAUUUGGGAACCACGAACUCAUGUGUCUCCGUUAUGGAAGGAAAGACACCACGAGUGAUUGAGAAUGCGGAAGGUGCUAGGACAACACCCUCCAUUGUUGCCAAGAACAAGGACGGUGAUCUCUUGGUUGGCAUAACUGCGAGUCGGCAGGCAGUGACCAAUGCCCAGAACACGGUCCGUGGGUCAAAGCGCUUGAUUGGUAGAACCUUUGAUGACCCCCAGACUCAGAAGGAGAUGAAGAUGGUGCCUUACAAGAUUGUCAGGGGACCAAAUGGUGAUGCCUGGGUGGAGAUGGGUGGGCAGCAGUACUCCCCAAGUCAGAUUGGUGCAUUUGUUCUCACCAAGAUGAAGGAAACUGCAGAGGCUUACCUUGGCAAAACUGUCUCCAAGGCUGUUAUCACAGUCCCAGCUUAUUUCAAUGAUGCUCAGCGCCAGGCUACCAAGGAUGCUGGUAGAAUUGCUGGUCUAGAGGUGAUGAGGAUUAUCAAUGAACCCACGGCUGCAGCUCUGUCAUAUGGGAUGAACAACAAGGAGGGUCUGAUUGCUGUAUUUGACUUGGGUGGUGGCACAUUUGAUGUGUCGAUCCUUGAGAUUUCUAAUGGAGUUUUUGAGGUUAAGGCAACCAAUGGAGAUACUUUCCUUGGUGGUGAGGACUUUGAUGGUGCAUUGCUCGACUACCUGGUUAGUGAAUUUAAGAAGUCUGACAACAUUGAUCUGAGCAAGGAUAAGUUGGCAUUGCAAAGGCUCAGGGAAGCUGCAGAGAAGGCCAAGGUCGAGCUUUCCUCAACCAUGCAGACUGAAAUAAACCUCCCCUUUAUUACUGCUGAUGCCACCGGUGCAAAACACUUCAAUAUUACCUUGACCAGAUCAAAGUUUGAGUCUCUUGUGCAGAGUCUCAUUGAGAGAACUCGCAUCCCCUGUGUGAACUGCCUCAAGGAUGCAGGUGUAUCUGCAAAGGAGAUUGAUGAGGUUCUACUAGUUGGUGGUAUGACAAGGGUGCCAAAGGUCCAGGAUAUUGUUUCUCAGAUAUUCAACAAGACACCAAGCAAGGGUGUCAAUCCUGAUGAGGCUGUUGCCAUGGGAGCUGCCAUUCAGGGUGGCAUCUUGAGGGGUGAUGUGAAGGAGCUCCUGUUGCUGGAUGUCACUCCCCUCUCCCUUGGUAUUGAGACUCUUGGAGGCAUCUUCACAAGGCUAAUUAAUCGGAACACUACCAUUCCAACCAAGAAGAGUCAGGUCUUCUCCACUGCUGCAGACAACCAGACCCAGGUUGGAAUCAAGGUGCUCCAGGGUGAGAGGGAGAUGGCCACAGAUAACAAGCUUCUUGGGGAAUUCCAGCUUGAAGGUAUUCCACCAGCCCCAAGAGGCAUGCCUCAGAUUGAGGUCACAUUCGACAUUGAUGCCAAUGGUAUCGUCAAGGUUUCAGCCAAGGACAAGUCCACUGGCAAAGAGCAAGAAAUCACUAUCAAAUCUUCUGGUGGUUUGUCUGAAGAUGAUAUCGAGAAGAUGGUGAAGGAGGCUGAGCUACAUGCCCAGAAGGAUCAGGAAAAGAAGUCCUUGAUUGAUCUGAAGAACUCCGCAGACACCACAAUCUACAGCAUCGAGAAGAGUGUCAGCGAGUACAAGGACAAGGUUCCUGCUGAAGUCACCGCAGAGAUUGAGUCAGCUGUAUCGGAUCUAAGAGCAGCAAUGGCUGAGGACGAUUUGGAGAAGAUCAAGCAGAAGCUUGAAGCUGCAAACAAGGCAGUUUCAAAGAUUGGAGAGCACAUGCAAAAGGGUGGUGGCAGCGGUAGCGGCGACAGCAGCAGUGGUGGUGACCAGACUCCUGAGGCUGAAUAUCAGGAUGCCAAGGAAGCAAAGAUGUAGAAUUGAUCUACAUCAAGCUUCUUCCUUUUUUGUUCAUGUACCCAGUCUAGGAAAGUUGAUAUCUUUACCUACCCCUGGUUUCUUAUGUUUCUAAGAGGGUUACUAUACCUGUAGCUUUUUUGGGCGGAGUAUUGCUGAUAAAUUGUGAGCGGGAACAAACUCGUCGGUUAAUUGAGCCAUCCACGAAAUAUUAUAGUUUCGUCAGAUGUCCUGCUUG
Oryza brachyantha (malo sina) is the source of this 2338-nucleotide messenger RNA. Its product is annotated as heat shock 70 kDa protein, mitochondrial-like. Gene Ontology annotation, biological process: protein refolding; cellular response to unfolded protein. Lineage: Eukaryota; Viridiplantae; Streptophyta; Magnoliopsida; Poales; Poaceae. Gene Ontology annotation, cellular component: cytoplasm; mitochondrion. Bases 73 to 2121 code for a protein of 682 amino acids. Gene Ontology annotation, molecular function: ATP hydrolysis activity; ATP binding; misfolded protein binding. The record is from RefSeq and is a predicted model, not a curated record. The transcript has 5 exons.